Messenger RNA from Trichoderma virens Gv29-8, 2977 nucleotides. RefSeq lists its product as uncharacterized. Gene Ontology annotation, molecular function: microtubule binding. The transcript has a single exon. The record is from RefSeq and is a predicted model, not a curated record. NCBI's taxonomy places the organism in Eukaryota, Fungi, Ascomycota, Sordariomycetes, Hypocreales, Hypocreaceae. The coding region runs from base 1 to 2637 and encodes 878 amino acids.
AUGAACGAAACACCCGUCCUCGUCAAGCAGAAGCGGCUUUCGACGCCCACGCCGGGCCAGCUGCUGGCUGCUCGGCAGCGUCCUGCUGAUGACUUUUUUGCUCACCUGGAGCCCGCAAAAGUCGUCGAAGCAUUGGCGCCGCCCGAUGGCGUUCUCAGGGGGUGCCUCGCAGAAGCUUCCGCGCUCGAGCGGGACUUCGCAAUGCGAACGGCCGUGGCAUCCCAGAAGAUCUGGCAAUGGCUCAACGAGCUGAACCAGUGGAAUUGGCCAAAACAAGUGGGGUCUGGGGGCUUCCUGGAGCCGAGCAACACGCAAAGGAAGCUUUUCGCUCAGGCCCCGACCCCUGAAGAGGCUGGAAGGAAGCAGUACAUGGGGAGCCUCCUUGCUGAAGAGGUGGAAAAAUACGAAACAAGAAUCAACCAAAUCAACAGAGACAUGGAUGAGCUGGAUCUCGAGGAGAUCAAAGGCCAUGUCAUGAACGACCACAUCCUGCCGCUGUCGAGACCGGGUACCCCAAUGAACAUGGACCCCAGUCGAUCGAUGCUAUCGGCCUUAUCGAGCUAUCACAAAAUGGAGGACAUCUCCGUCCUCAUCACCGCCAUUGUCGUGCAGACCCUGCCCAAUCUGGCAAAGCUGUCUCGGCUGCUGCAGCUGUGGCAUAUGCGCAUCAUCGUCCUUCGGCACGUCAAUCCCUUCCUUAAAGCCAUCCAAGAUGUCGAGGCGCUUCUUGGAGAGAACUGGGAGGCGAUUUCUCAAUCCCACUGGGAGAUGGAGCGCCCAAGCAGAAAAGCCAUCGUCUUGCCUGCUCGUACCCUGACGGGCAAAGACUUUAACGCCAGAAAACAGUCACUUGCGCUCAAAGUUGCCGAGCCCGGCCGGACGCUGGAUUAUAUGCUAGACUGCUUGGAGGGCGCUCCAGACACCCUCCCGGAUGAGUGGCUCACUCGUAUGGAAGAUGUGGAACAGGGUUACGGAGAAUGGGUUUCCGCUUGCGAGCGAAAGAUGGCCGAAGCCAAACUCGCAAAGUCAAAGCCCAAGCCUACACCUCUUAGAAAGACCUCGUCGCUCUCGCCAUCUCCAACAAGGGCUCAUCACUCCGUCGGCAACAGAGAAGUUAGCCCGGCGAACACUGGCAACAAACUUUCACCGCCAUUACUGCUGGUACCCGGCACCGGUGAUUCGGACCAUGGAGCGUACCUGGAUCCCAUCGCAGAGGAUGAAUUGUCCUCAUCCGAAGACCACUUCACGCCCGGGUCUGGGGCAAGCUCUUUCAGGAGCUCUCGCAAACCAAGAUCCAUCGCCGACAUUGAUGGUUCCUCUCCUGAGGAUCUUGGCAUGAUGGAGGACCACAUGUCAGCCAUCAGCGAAGAAGAUGAGCUUGAACUACCACCUCUGCGAAAUGGCCUCAGGCGCGGCAGCUUUGGUUCCCCAACAUCUACCGCACUUCAUCACUCCCCCAAAUACACCGACGACCCAUCGAGUGAGUUUAUUGAAGUGUCCGCAUCUCCUGCCGUUCCCAAGAGUCGACUUCGCGAGGCGUUUUAUCCGGAGGAUGAUAGCCCACCAAGCUCUCCUCCAGAGGUAAGCCGCCGCGUUAGAGAAAGCUCCAUGGGCCUGCUCGAUAGCCCCAUGGUUGCGGAGACGGCCGAAGAUGAUGAGUCAUUCUUACAAUCAACAUUCGAAGAUUCCUUCAUGGACGACUUUGAGGAUUCGUACACUCCCGACUUGCCUGGCCCGCCUUCUCGCCGGGAAAGUGCUGGCGAGCAGCAGCUACGACUGCAAAUCAGCCAGAUUAUUGAAUCCAUACCGGCCAAAAUCAAGCUCACAAAUGGAACAUCGGGCAUCAACCUUAACCCGCCAGAUCUUCAACUCCCUCGCUUGAGGAAGAAACCGUCCAAGGAGCCGGUUAAAAGGAGCACGUCCGGCAUGUCCACGCGGACUGCUACGCCUUCUUUUACCCUCUCUCCAGUAAAACAGAGGACACGUUCCAAGGGUCACUAUCCGAUUAGGGUCUAUCAUCUCUCUAGAUCGGAAAAUGAGGCCCCCAUCAAGCUGUUCAUCCGCUGUGUGGGAGAACACGGAGAGCGAGUAAUGGUUCGCGUUGGUGGUGGGUGGGCUGACUUGUCCGAGUACCUGAAGGAAUACGCCAGCCAUCAUGGCCGCCGUUCCAACGGCAGAGAAACGGUCAAAGUAGAGGUUCGCGAUAUUCCUCGUGCCUCCAAUGGACCUUCUAAUUCUAGUCCUCCAAGCCGGCCACCUACUGCUACUGGUGAUCGCACUUCUGUGAGUCCCAUGGCAGCAGCACGCAAGCCACGGAGGAGUAGUGUCAACAACUCCCUGCGCCCAAAGACUCCAGUGACACCAGGUCAGCCGGCGGAAGGCACGCCUCCAUCUGAGGGCUCGGCUAUUUCGAGGCCUAGUUCCCGACUUAGCUGGGCAGAGGAUGAGAGCUCCUUCUUGGGUCUAGCAGGACCAAAAGCCAAGAAGAUAGAGAUGAGUGAGGAGAGCAAAGCUUGGGUUGAAAGCAUCAAAGAGAAAGUACUCAUGGCCAGUGGCCCGGAUAAAAAGCCAAAUGAGAAGAAGUUUGGCGAGAUUGGAAAGGCUGGUGGCACAAAGCGCGUGUUCAGGAGAGCCUGAGCGCCCCCCCCCCCCUUUUCCCUUUUUUCCUUUUUUAUUUUUCAUUUGAGGAUACGACGGAUGUGCCAUACAUGGAAAGGCGAGAAACAAUUUCCUAGAGUAGGGUGGGAGCUGAUUUACGGGGAUGAGGAAACUUGUCAUUUUUUAUUCGCAUGUUUAGAAGAUCAUGCAAGGAGUUUUGUUUGGGCGGGCAUUGGCGGGCAUAGCAUGUCAUAGUGUUACAGAAACGUCUGCAUGAGGUGUCAUUGCGGGAGCGAGUUAUAGGCAUUGUCGGAGGAUACCCAUAUAUAGCUAGCGGAUUUACCAAUUUGUGGAAUUCAAAUCAUAUAUAUACCCCUUA